Messenger RNA from Pectinophora gossypiella (pink bollworm), 1583 nucleotides. RefSeq lists its product as uncharacterized. Lineage: Eukaryota; Metazoa; Arthropoda; Insecta; Lepidoptera; Gelechiidae. Gene Ontology annotation, biological process: potassium ion transmembrane transport; stabilization of membrane potential. Gene Ontology annotation, cellular component: membrane. Gene Ontology annotation, molecular function: potassium ion leak channel activity. The coding region runs from base 1 to 1536 and encodes 511 amino acids. The transcript has 6 exons. The record is from RefSeq and is a predicted model, not a curated record.
AUGUCUUCUGAAGAUUCAUUGGACGAGCGGGAACGGCCAGGUGUGGGGCGGCGAGUGGUGGGGGGAUGCGCGCGCGCCGCCUGCUCGCAGAUCGGUUUGGUGAUACUAGUGGUGAUAUACGUAGUCCUCGGAGCGCUGUUGUUUGAAUACUUGGAGUCAGGACCUGAGGUGCAGAAGAGAUCGGCGAUACAACGGUCGAGAGAAGAGUGCUUGAAAGAACUUUGGGCUAUAACAGAGCGCCUGAACGUCCUGUACGAGCGUAAUUGGACGCAGCUUGUUCACGAGCAGCUGCGCAAGUUCGAGUCGUCAAUAGUGGCUGCGGCGAGGCAGACAGACUCGCAGCCACCUGAACUGACCUUGGACUCGAAGUGGACAUUCUCCGGGUCACUUAUAUACUGCAUCACGCUGAUUACUACCAUAGGGUAUGGAAACGUAUCGCCGCGCACGGCAGCGGGACGAGCAGCAACUGUCGCGUACGCGGCUGCAGGAGUGCCGCUGACCUUAGCUUGUCUGGCUGGUCUAGGAGCCUCAUUAGCUAGACUAGCUCGAAUGGCAUGGCUGAAGGCUACCAAGAGGAAAGUGCCCAACACUUGGAGGAAAGAUGGCGAAAUGGAAAACCAUUUCCAACUGCAUGAGCAGCAGCGACUGUUGCCCCAACCUACAGAGCAUAACCAGUACACGUCGUUCCCACCAAGAACCCACAGGUCUCCUGGAACUGUGAGGGCUAGGGCUGGUGACAGAGGUCAAUAUUCGCAAGUAUUUGAGCGGGCGCCACCAAGCCCUAGGGCGGCUACUCUGGGGCGCGUCAAGCGCAGUGCCUUGGCUGAUGAGCCUCACACAUCAACAGCAUUACAGACACAGACAUUAGAUCGGAAGAAGGCAAUGGGCAGUCUUAAAUGUUUGGCGACAGUGCACGGACCCGGACGGGGCAGAGGACGAGGGACCAUUCAAAGGCCGCGGGGGCCUGUAAUAGAUCAGCUAAUAGCCGAGGAGUGUGGGGAACUCUCCAUGAACCGGAGUGAAGAAGACCUGGACGAUUCUGAGGACACUGAUGAAGCAAUAUGUCCCCACGACACCCCGUCACGAGUGCCUUUGAUUUGGAAGGAAGAGAAUCACAAGAUGAAGAGCUGCGCCGUGCCCAGCAGCAGUGCUUCUACUAGCGUGCCGCAUCACAUCAACCCCAGCGUCGAGCACUGCCACAUACCUGUCGGCAUUGUCUUGUUUCUCCUCCUUGCUUACAUCUGCGUAGGCGCAGCGAUAUUCUCCGCUUGGGAAAACUGGAGCUUUCUCGACGCAGCAUACUUCUGUUUCAUCGCAUUAGCAACCAUAGGAUUUGGUGACUUCGUACCAACCAGUUUUCUUACCUCAAAACCAACAACAGAAACCACCAAAAGUGAAUACAUUCAAAUGAUUGCGUGUUGUGCUUAUCUAGUUUUCGGACUCAUAUUAAUAGCAAUGUCUUUCAGUCUUCUUCAAGAUGAAGUAGUGUCACGGUGUUCGCAAAUAGCCAAUAGUUUAGGGCUUUCUCGUCAAUGACAAUACGAGAAGAGCGAAUGUAGCUCAACGGACAAUCAUUUAAGGAU